Messenger RNA from Volvox carteri f. nagariensis, 1587 nucleotides. RefSeq lists its product as uncharacterized. Gene Ontology annotation, molecular function: rRNA (cytosine-C5-)-methyltransferase activity. Gene Ontology annotation, biological process: rRNA base methylation; maturation of LSU-rRNA. The annotation marks the transcript as partial. The transcript has 5 exons. Lineage: Eukaryota; Viridiplantae; Chlorophyta; Chlorophyceae; Chlamydomonadales; Volvocaceae. The record is from RefSeq and is a predicted model, not a curated record. Gene Ontology annotation, cellular component: nucleolus.
AUGCACGGCCACGAUGAACCCGAGGUCAGCACCGGCGAUCCCGCCCGCCUUCUCGCCAUCCGGCGUCAUCUCGCAUCUUUCCUUCCUGUCUCCCUCAUCGAGCGCUUCUGGCACGACGGCUUUGCAUCCACGCGCCAGCCCUCCUUCCGCCUAAACGCCCUGCGGUUGCACAACCGCGGCGACCGUGGAGGCGGCGGUAUCAGCGGCGGCGACGGCGUCGUACGAGAGCUGCUGUCCGGGUUUGGGCUGCCGUCAGACACGCCUGUGGAGCGCUGUCCCUACCACCCCUUGGCUCGGUUGCUGCCAUCCCGCACCGCGGCUGCUGUCCGCGUGGCGCAGCAGGUUCAUGAGCUGCGGCCUCUCCGGGCCGGAGCCGUGUACUUCAUGGGGCUGUCCAGCAUGCUACCCGCGCUAGCCCUAAUGGCGCACCCCAACCACCCCAACCAUAGUAACCACUACAACCACCACCGCCACCGCCACCAGAUGGUGCGACCACAGCAGCAGUGGCCAACACCGCACGACGAUUCAAAGCAUGGGAAUCGCUCUGGCUCCAGCGAUGGCAUCAGCGAUGGCGUGGCGGGUGCUGUUGGCGCCAGGCCUCUCCGCGUGUUGGACCUGUGUGCCGCCCCUGGAGGCAAGACGGCGCUGCUGGCGGAGCUCCUGGGCAACCGGGGCACAUUGCUGGCGGUGGACUCCAGCUGGCCGCGCCUGCAGCGCCUGCAGUUCAACGUGGAGCGGCUAGUGCCCAACCACCAUAACGACUUCAACCUCCGCAAUGGACGCAACCAUCUCAACGACUCCUGUGCCCGUGUCGUUGGGGACGGUGAUGGAGCCCGGCGGAGCUCAGAAGCGCGGGAGGCGGCGGCGGCGGGAGCUACCCGGCCCUGGUGGCGACGCGGAUGCGUGGUUGCCGUACAUGCUGACGGUACGCGGCUCAGAGUGGACGAGCAUGGGUUGCCGUUACUGGGAUCGCGAACGGUGAGGCGGAGAGGCAGCCGUGGCGGAGGGGCAGACGAGCUGGAGGAUGAUGAUGAAGGGGAGAUUGGGGUGUACGAUAGAAUUUUGGUGGAUGCGCCGUGCAGCGGGCUGGGUCGGCUGCAGCUGCAGCGGCCCAGCAGCUACAGCCGGUGGGACGAGCAACAUGUCGCACGCCAUCCCGAGCGGCAGCGGCAGCUGUUACUGCGCGGCGUGCGGCUGCUACGGCGCGGCGGCAGCCUGGUGUACAGCACCUGUACGAUAGAUCCACGGGAGAAUGAGGCGCCCAGUGCCGUACAGCCUCCCCUGCGGAAUACGGCGGGCAACUGGCUGUACCGGGGCCGAGCCCUUUUCGGCUUCGAAGAAGCUGACUGCCCCAGUCUGAUCGAUUGCGUAUCCACCCCUUCUGAGCCACAGGCCGGCGGAGGCACCUCGCCGCUACCGACGCGUCAGCAGCAGCAGCGGCGGUCGGCCCCCAGUGCCCAGCUGCGGGACCGUAUAGAGGAGCUACUGCCGGGCCGUGUCUCUGCGGCUCGUGACAUACUCAGACAGCAUGGUACGGACGAGUCGUACCACGAGCCGCUCCCGCCGGACCUGGUCGUGUUUCCCGAG